Molecule: messenger RNA, 675 nt
Organism: Aspergillus vadensis CBS 113365
Lineage: Eukaryota; Fungi; Ascomycota; Eurotiomycetes; Eurotiales; Aspergillaceae
Product: v-SNARE protein VTI1
Exons: 3
Coding region: 1-675 (224 amino acids)
Biological process (GO): vesicle fusion with Golgi apparatus; intra-Golgi vesicle-mediated transport; Golgi to vacuole transport
Cellular component (GO): SNARE complex; endoplasmic reticulum membrane; Golgi apparatus
Molecular function (GO): SNARE binding; SNAP receptor activity
Source: RefSeq, a predicted model, not a curated record
AUGUCGAACCCGUUGGACACCGAUGCCGGCUCGGAGCUCUUCAGCAGCUACGAGACCGAGCUAAAGCUGGUACAAGCCGAUUUGAAUCAGAAGUUGGACCAAAUCGCCGAGUCAAGCGGUGAACAACGAAAGUCAGCAAUCAGGCAAGCCGAGAGAGCCCUGGAUGAAGCCACGGAACUGCUAGAUCAAAUGCGCAUGGAGAAACAGAAUAUCCCCUCAGCAGCACGAUCGAAGAUCAACACGCGCGUUCGAAACUACGCUACCGAUAUCGACGAGGCAAAGCGCAAGUUGAGGUCUCUCUCCGAUGACCGCAAGGCGCUCUUCGGCGACCGCUACACAGAUGAUCCGCAGGACGAACAUCUGGAACAAAGACAACAGCUCCUGUCUGGUACGGAGCGGUUGGAGCGCAGUUCCGCCCGGCUCCAGGAGAGUCAGCGCAUCGCCCUCGAAACGGAGGAUAUUGGUCGCAACACCUUGGCCGACUUGAACCAGCAGCGCGAGACGAUUAUGAAUGCGCGGGGUCGACUGCUCGAGAGCGAAGGAUAUGUGGACACCAGUAUCAAGACACUAAGGGGCAUGGCCCGUAGGAUGGCUACGAAUCGGUUGAUCACAAUCGCAAUCAUCACUGUCUUGAUCUUGUUGAUUUUCGCCGUUAUCUACAGCAAGUUCCAUUGA